Hippocampus comes (tiger tail seahorse) is the source of this 2387-nucleotide messenger RNA. It is a transcript of the gene dydc2, whose product is annotated as DPY30 domain containing 2. The coding region runs from base 359 to 2251 and encodes 630 amino acids. The record is from RefSeq and is a predicted model, not a curated record. Gene Ontology annotation, cellular component: Set1C/COMPASS complex. The transcript is spliced from 7 exons. NCBI's taxonomy places the organism in Eukaryota, Metazoa, Chordata, Actinopteri, Syngnathiformes, Syngnathidae.
UUUAUAGUUUUCCUUCUUUACAUUUUAAUACUUCAACGAAUUUCCUACGCGUGGACAGUAUACAGCGUAGCAAGUUGUUUUCAGUAUAAAAUAUGCUUGUGGGGUAAUUUUUUUUGUGUUUUAAUAUAUCGCUACGACCGAAUUCACAGAGUUACCGUAAACAAACCAAUGGUGGCAUAGUUACACGAGCCUGCUAUCAAAGUUUACUUUCUUUUUUGGUCCGAUGACGAACAACUGACCUCUUGACAUUGAAUAACUUUUUGUUUCAUUAACUACAUGUCCACACGUUUUUUUUUACCUGUUUCCUGAAAUAAUCAAUAUAUAUUACGUGCCAAGAAACAAGUACCGUUCCUCUGUAAUGACGUCAUAUUAUAGAUUAAGCAGGGGCAGGAAAGACGUUUGUGUCAGUGUCAUCGUAAAUUACAAUGCAAUUCCUCUACCCGCACAGAGUCAAAACAUGGAUUCCGAGUUUGUCAAGACGCAUCUGGGUUCAUGCCUGGCAGAGGGCCUUGCUGAAGUGGUAGAGCAGCGUCCCAUGGACCCCAUACAGUUUUUGGCUCACUGGCUGUAUAAAUACAACUCCAACGUUGAAUAUGAGGCAAAGAAACAGGCCCGGUUGGCACUCGUGGAGAAGGAACGGGCCAAAGCCAGAGAGAAGGAAGCUCCGAACGAGGCGGCUGGAAAACUCUCUGAAACGGAGCCUGCAGGACGAGACGAUUGUGUGGGAGCCACAGUCGCAACUACAAAUCAGACUGUGAGGGACCCCACUGAGCCAGAAACCCAACAGGCCACUGACCAGCACCAAAGUGGACCUCUGGAGAAUGAGCAGGAGAAGUUCGGUCCAGCUGCAACCGCUGAGCCGGUCCAGACUGAAGGCGCCAAUUCCAGCCAGGUGGACCAACAUUGGGAGCUACCAGGCCAAACGAGCCUUCUUCAACCUGAAAGCCAACACACAGAGAAGAAGCAUGAGCACGCCGAGUCCUCCCAGACUGAGUCGACAUUGGAGGAGUCCUCUCCACCUGAGGCCUCCCAGGUUGAAACCACACCAACUGGGACCUCCCGUGCAGAGUCUUCACAGAUGGAGUCCAAAGCUGAGCUGGUGGAGUCCUCGCAGCUUGAUACCACCACCCAGGCAGAGUCUGACGAACCCAUGCAGGGUGAGACCAAACAGGCAGAGUCCUCUCAAGGUGACGGCUCCAAUGUCCCGGCCAUGCUGGCCAAGUCCUCUCUGGCUGAGGCCUCCCGUGUGGAUUCCGCACAUGUUGAGAGCUCCCAGGCAGACUAUGUGCAGUUGGGGUCCACGCUAGAGGAGUCUGUGCAGGCCAAGUCUAUGAAGGCUGAAUCCUCUGAAGUUGAGGUCCCCCACUUAGACUCAGCACAAGCUGAGACCUCCCAGGUUGAAUCUGCACAAGCGCAGUCCACACUGGUGGAGUCCACACAGCCCGAGGCCUUUCAUGCUGAGGCUGACCAGGUUGAAUUCACACAACUUCAGACCUCCCAGGAGCAAUCUGGGCAGGCAGAGUCCAUUCCGAUGAAGUCUGCUCAGCCCAACACCUCCAUUUCUGAGUCUGGGCAGGAGUCCUCCUCCCAGGCUGAGUCUGUGCAGGCGGAAUCCACACUGGUGGAGUCUACGCAGGCCGAGACCUACCAGGCCAAGGCCUCCCACAUCGAAUUUGCACAAAAUGAGACCUCCUUGUCCCAGUCUGCACAGGUUCAAUCUCCAAUGGCGGAGACCGCCAUGUCCGAGUCCACUCAAGAUGAGCUCGCUCACAUUGGAUCCACACACUCUGCAUCUGCACCGGUGGAAUCAUUCAUGAUGGAGUCUACACAGGUCCAGGCUGCACUUUUGGAGUCCACACAGACUGACUCCUCUCAAAGUGAGGCCUUUCACCUCAAAGCCACACAAGAUGAGUCUGCCAAGGUCGAAUCUGUGCAGGAGGAGUCUAUGCUUGAGGAGCCUGUGCAGGCUGAGGCAUCCCAGGUUGAACCAACGCAAGGUGAGAACUCAGACGAGUCUGAACAGGAGGAGGAGUCGAUGCCAAACGUUCAGUCCGAGACCUCCCAGCCUAGAUCUGCACAGGCUGAGUCCUCUAAGGCAGAGUCUGUGCAACCCGAGUCGUCCCGGGGCGAGUCCGACCAAGUGCUGCCGGUUGAAAAGCAGUUGGCAAAAACUGAAGAGGAGAUACACGAAUCAAGUCCAGGUCCUGUUAUUCAAGACGAGGAAGAGGGAACAGAACAAGAUGGAAAAUGACCACAUCGCUGCUUGGUGGUCCACUGAUGAGCCUUUAUGUUUGAAUAUCCUACGUUCAUCAUUGCAUGUGUGCCUCAAUCAAGAUGUCCUCAAUAUGCAGUAAUUCAAAUAAACAUGAUGUGCUUGUAAGAACAAA